Molecule: messenger RNA, 2175 nt
Organism: Linum trigynum
Lineage: Eukaryota; Viridiplantae; Streptophyta; Magnoliopsida; Malpighiales; Linaceae
Source: the annotation of a GenBank genome assembly
UUCACUUAGAAAACAAAAAACAUUCAUUCUCCCACACUCUCGAAUUCAUCAUCGACAUUUGGAAGCCGAAAUCGUCGAGCAUACGUCCGAACAAUGAGUAGCGACUCCGACGAGGUAAAAAUCUCGUUUUAAAAAAAAAAAAAAAAAAAUCUCGACCGAAUGUGAUUUUCGGUUGGUCCAUGGUCAAACCGAAGUCAACAUUCGGUUGAGCCAUGGUCAAACCGAAGUCAACAUUCGGUUGAGCCAUGGUCAAACCGAAAGUUGACUUCGGUUUGACCAUGGCUCAACCGAAUGUUGACUUCGGUUUGACCAUGGCUCAACCGAAGUCUUCGUUCGGUGAAGGGCGCCGCGGAACGAACGGAGCUUACCUUCUUCUCCGGCGAGCACGGACGGCAGGCGAGAGGAGGGCUGACGGCGACGGCUGGGCGACGGCGAGUGCGUGGCGGCGUGGGACGGCAGGCCACUGGAGGAGGGCUGCGACGGCGACGGCGGACGAGGACUCACGGCGACGGGGGAAGGGCGAGGUGGGCCGGCGGGUGACUGACGGCGACGACCCGCCGUGGUCUCUCUGCGGCUGGGCGAUGGUCAAACCGGCGGCGAGUGACUGACGGGGAGGUCGGCGGCUGUUGGUGGACGGGGGAAGGGAAGUGGAGGAAGGGGAAGUAUGCGAAGUGGAGGAAGGGGAGUGUUUGGCUAGGGUUUGUGUUUUAAUUUUAAAAAGGGUAAUUAAGUAAUUUACGUAUUAAGUUAGGACGACGAUUAGUAAUUUUUAGGACGACCUUUAACCCUUCAGUAAAAAUAUUGUGGUGUUAAAUUGCAGAUUAGUGACAUAAUUGGGAUUAUGUUUGAAAGAUUAGGAAUUGAGAGGUAGUUCAAUGAUUUCAUGUUCAUGUUCAUUUUAUUUUAUUUUUUUCAAUUUUUUGUUAGACAAAAAGUCGUUAAUGCUUUGUUGUAAAACCAGUUUAUAUCGUUGCGCCAGUUUAGCAAGUGAAAUUGUUCGAUAAGUAGUACAAUCAGUUUAUGAUGGUGUAACAAAAUAUAGAGAAAUGUGAAUGUCCCUUUGACAUCAAAUUAAUUUAAGCAUAUAUAAAACACAUUUGAAGACCAUUAACAUACCAUUCAUAUUCAUGUUUAAUUAAAAUACAAAAUUCCAUAUAAAAUAAUAAUUAACAUACAGUUCGGGCUGCAUAUGAGGUGAGACAUGGGGUUUGGCUUAUUCGCAAGGCAAAGAACAUCCAUACAUGCAGUUUGUCAAUUCUUUCUCUUGAUCAUAGGUAGUUGUAUGCAAGAAAAGUUGCACAAACGAUCAAGCAGCUUGUUGAGGUGCAACCUGGGAACACUGUAAAGGUUGUCAUUUCAAAAAUGAAGAAUCGGCAUGGCUACACUAUCAGGUACAAGAAACCAUGUCAUGGAAAGCAGAAAAUAAUGGCAGAGGUGUUCGGUGAUUAGGUCGGAUCAUAUGCUUACCUACCCCGAUAGAUUCUAAGGUGUGUGUUUUAAUUGAAGUUGCAUGCCGGUAUUUCAAGUUAUGAAUGUUUGAGUAUGUAUGUUUGAGACUAUGUUUGUGUUUGGUAAUGCAUGUCCUUCGUUUAAGUUAUUGUUUUGAGCAUUUCAAUAUCUACCUUUAAGCAGUUUGAUAUGAUCCCAAAUUGUCAACCAUUCACGUCACAAUUACUUGACAAAGAAGCAAUCGAAGUUGGGAAGAAGAAAGGCAGAAUUUGGUUAAGUGUUGGGAUAGUUUCGAGAUGCCUAGUUUGGAGGCAUGGUUCUCACAAUUGGCUCACUGAAAAUUGGAGUUCAAGGGCUUGUUUUACAGAUAAAGUUGCCAUGUUUCUAAUGGUAUUCUUUGUGGAUCCAGAAGAUGUCAUUAAGGUUGUUUUCCAAAGCCUCAAAGUUGCUACCUCAAAACUGGAAAACUGCCAGAAAAUGGCUUGAGGCAGAAAACUAUUUUGUGAAGUCUACUUUGGAGCUCAAUUCAAGGAGCAUGGAUUGGAUUCAAGUCAAAAGGCUUCCACAACAUGAAACUAGGUAUGUUUUUGAACAAAGGGAAGGAAUUGGAUGAAUAAUUUGAGUUCUGGAAGGCCUCGAACGAAAGGUGUGAAGUUAGUACGAAAGCUGCCUUUUGACUGCUUUGCUGGCAGCUUACUUGUGCUUCAAGAAAGGGAGUUUAAACCA